GAAGUGUUGAUGUAGUUGCUGUAAACCUGAAGUUGCCGGUCAACAGAAGGUCGGUCAACAACAACAACAACAACAACAGUUAGCGGGCAGCAGUUAACAGAAAGUCGCCGGUUAACGCUCAAACUCGUGGAUUAAUUCACCGUGAGCGGGAAACAGACAACUUCCGGUCUCAGUUUGAACAGUUUAACUCCUCUCCGCUAAUGCUAACAGGCUAACGGGCUAACGGGCUAACAGGCUAGGUCUGCCGGCGGUCCCGGUCCCAGGAGCCGUCAGCUCCGUUAGCUGUUAGCAUGCAGUGCGCUAACCUGCUGAAGAAGAGAAGUUUGGAAACGGAAGUGGAGCCGUGGAGCUGCAUACCGAAGCGUCUGUGUUUGGAGGCGGAGCUCCGGUCGGACGAGUGUCCAAUGGAAACAUCCCACAGUGUCCCUGUGUCCGAUCAUCAACCAGAGCAACAGGUUGCUGCGGUCCGACCCAGAGCGGCUCUGCUCUGCUGUCCCAGGUGUCUGGCAGGAGAGCCGGGUCACAUCAACCACAUCAUGGGCCUGUGAUCCAGCACCCCCACAGGAGGAGGACGGGGGGGAGGGGCCCCCGGCAGCUUCUCAUUUCCAUCCAAUGAAGUCCAAUCAGGUGCUUGCGUGUCCGAUCAUUACAUCCGUCAGCGUCUCGAUUCACUCCCAACGUUUGUGCUUCCCGACCUUUCAGCCGCGCCUCACGGCCUUCCUCAGCUGUUUGUACAGUUGCCAUGGAGAUGGUUUAGUUGCCAUCACAUGACCUCAACAUGGACUUCGUUGGUGCGUUAAAGGACCCCGCGACGUCUGAGCUUUCUUCUUCAGCUGAAGCUUAAAUCACCGGCCACUAUAUACUGAUCUCCCAGCAACCCGUUCACCGCGUCAAUGUUAGCUCCGCCCCUCACAACUUCCUACCUGCCGUCUGAUUGGUUCACACCCCGUCCCACCUGAAGGCAGCGGUGCAGUCAGUUUAAUAACAGAACUACUAAUCAGUGACUCAGCUGUGACCUCGUGAGGCGUUCACUUGGGCUGGGAAAUAUAACAGUGAUAUUUAUCGCAAUCUAAUUUUUUCAGUAACAAGUUUUUAAUAAAAGGUUUGAUUCAUUUGAAUCACGAACGAAUCAGCACUUAAUUUUUCUACUAAGAAAUGAAUUUUGUUGAAAAGGGACUGAAAAAGAUUUGAGUGUAUUUGUUGUGGACGUUCUGCCUCGGAUCUGUGGAUCUACCGUCUGUUGGGAGCAGGAAGAAAAGUUUAAACCACGUUAACGUUCGCUGCCUUUAAACUGAAGGAUCCCACGUUGAUCCUGUAUUUAUUGAUAAAUGUGAAGUUUUUUAUUGUGAUUUCCUUUCUGGCCUACGCUCUUUAACAGCAGAUGGCUCCAUCGGCGCUCGCCACGCUUGUCGGGUUCCUGAAUGUUUCCUCCCCUAAAAACUCUAAAGGGCUUUUAUGAUGAAAGGAAUGAAAAGGGAAAUAAAUUCGUCUUCCGGUUUGUAGUUUUAUAUUUUUAUGAGGCAGAUUUUAUAUUUUGAAGCAGUUUUUAAUUAAUCUGACUGGAUGUAAACUUCUUAAGAAUCUAUUUUUGAUGACAUCAUUUCCUGCUUUGGUGCUGGCCAAUCAGAGCGCAGCAUUUGUACGCAGACUGAUUUCAAAAUAAAAGCUUUGACUGAU
Molecule: messenger RNA, 1677 nt
Organism: Micropterus salmoides (largemouth bass)
Lineage: Eukaryota; Metazoa; Chordata; Actinopteri; Centrarchiformes; Centrarchidae
Exons: 5
Coding region: 291-548 (85 amino acids)
Source: RefSeq, a predicted model, not a curated record